Molecule: messenger RNA, 660 nt
Organism: Exophiala aquamarina CBS 119918
Lineage: Eukaryota; Fungi; Ascomycota; Eurotiomycetes; Chaetothyriales; Herpotrichiellaceae
Exons: 1
Coding region: 1-660 (219 amino acids)
Source: RefSeq, a predicted model, not a curated record
AUGACCGCUCUGGCGAGCGCCUCUGCUCCCGCAUACAGCUCUCCACCUACAUUCUCCGCCAUCAUCGAACAGGAUCACAACAAUAUCAACAAGUACGCCGGACGGCUGAAGAAAGCCCGCACUGCCGCUGACCGUGGCCGGUUAUUACUUGAGGUAACCUGGCGGCUCGUACGUCAUGACGUCUCCGAAGACAUCGUCAUGCGACCUGCAUUCAUCCAGCAGCUAGGGGAUGAAGGCAGAGAAAUGGCAGAGCAUGACCGCACCGACCACGACCACGCGAGGCUCGAACUUCUGGCUCUCUUCGAUUUGUCCUUGGAAUCGGAUGGUUUUCCCAGCGUGAUCGACAAGCUCUUCGCCGAACUGCUCGAACACAUGAAGGUGGAGAGCGGGGAACAGAUCCCGCGAUUAGAGGGCAUGCUAGACCUCUUUGAAAGCCAGAGGCUCGGCAGGGAAUAUCUUCGGACCCAGAUCCUGACGCCGGACCUGGAAUAUUUAGACAGUGAGGGUGUGGGGAGAAGGAUGUGGAGAGAUGUAGAAGACUAUGCUCGUACUGAGCUGGCCAGGUUCAGGGAGAUAUGGGAGGAUUUCCUCGCGGGCAGGCUAAGGCUGUUGGCAGACACUAGUGGUGUCAGGGUGCCCGUCGCUAAGGGCAAGUUAUGA